UUGGUGGGAUAGUGCUGAAAAAGCCGGGUAGAUUUGCGAGCGAACGGUGACGGCGUGGUGUGGUCAAAUCUGGUGCUGUGGGAUAACUGUUAGAGGAUACAGAACAUUUGUAGAUGUUGAUAAUAGUUUACUGUAUCUGUACCGCGGUCUCUACUCUUCAGUAAUAAAAAUAAUAAAUCAGGAAACGGGCGUUUAGGAAGAACGAGGAAGAAGAGUCGCUCAGAAAUGUCCAGUACUGAAAACAACAGCGUGGAGCCGGAGCGGCGGAUGGAGGAUGAGCUUGAAGGAGAGGAGGAUGAAACUUCUGAGCCCGAAGAAGGGGGACAGGAGGAGGCCGCGCCCCCUAAAGCGACCGACGAAAAGCCGAAUUUGCUGCUCCCUGGCUACGAAGCGAAAAUGCAAGCGGACCGCACUAACAGAUUUGAGUACCUGCUGAAGCAGACGGAGGUGUUUGCCCAUUUCAUCCAGCCAGCAGCGCAGAAGACGCCCACUUCCCCCCUGAAGAUGAAACCCGGCCGACCUCGCAUCAAGAAGGACGAGAAGCAGAACCUGCUGUCGGCCGGGGAUAACCGUCACCGGCGCACAGAGCAGGAGGAAGACGAGGAGCUGCUGAGCGAGAGCAGCAGGGCCACCAACGUCUGCACCCGCUUCGACGAGUCCCCCUCCUAUGUGAAGACCGGGAAACUGAGGGACUAUCAAAUCCGAGGGUUAAACUGGCUGAUUUCACUCUAUGAGAAUGGGAUCAAUGGGAUUCUCGCAGAUGAAAUGGGUCUGGGAAAGACGCUGCAGACCAUCUCCUUGCUUGGGUACAUGAAGCACUACAGAAACAUUCCUGGACCUCACAUGGUGCUGGUGCCCAAGUCCACCCUGUACAACUGGAUGAACGAGUUCAACCGCUGGGUGCCCUCGCUCAAGGCCGUCUGUCUCAUCGGAGACCGGGACGAAAGGAAUGCGUUCAUUAGGGACGUGCUCCUGCCUGGCGAGUGGGAUGUGUGCGUCACCUCCUACGAGAUGCUCAUCAGGGAGAAAGCCGUCUUCAAGAAGUUCAACUGGAGGUACCUGGUGAUCGAUGAAGCUCACAGGAUUAAAAACGAAAAGUCAAAGCUCUCGGAGAUUGUCAGAGAGUUCAAGACCACCAACCGUCUGCUGCUGACUGGAACCCCCCUGCAGAACAACCUGCACGAGCUCUGGGCUCUCCUCAACUUCCUGCUGCCUGAUGUCUUCAACUCGUCUGAAGACUUUGACGCCUGGUUCGACACCAACAACUGCCUUGGGGACCAAAGGCUAGUUGAACGUUUGCAUAUUGUGCUGCGUCCUUUCCUGCUCCGACGUAUCAAAGCGGACGUGGAGAAGUCCCUGCUUCCUAAAAAGGAGGUGAAGAUGUACGUGGGGCUGAGCAAGAUGCAGCGCGAAUGGUACACCAAGAUUCUCAUGAAGGACAUUGACAUUUUGAACUCCGCGGGGAAGAUGGACAAAAUGCGCCUGCUUAACGUGCUGAUGCAGCUGCGCAAGUGCUGCAACCACCCGUACCUGUUCGACGGCGCCGAGCCUGGCCCGCCCUACACCACCGACCUGCACCUGGUGGUCAACAGCGGCAAGAUGGCGGUGCUGGACAAGCUGCUGCCCAAGCUGAAAGAGCAGGGCUCUCGCGUGCUCAUCUUCAGCCAGAUGACCAGGAUGCUGGACAUUUUGGAGGAUUACUGCAUGUGGAGGAACUACGGCUACUGCCGCCUUGACGGCCAGACAGCCCACGACGAGAGACAGAAAUCGAUCAAUGCGUACAACGAGCCCAACAGCUCCAAGUUCCUCUUCAUGCUCAGCACCCGAGCUGGAGGUCUCGGUAUCAAUUUGGCCACUGCCGACGUCGUCAUCAUCUACGACUCUGACUGGAAUCCUCAAGUAGAUCUCCAAGCCAUGGACCGAGCUCACAGGAUUGGUCAGAAGAAGCAGGUGCGCGUGUUCCGCUUCAUCACGGAGAACACGGUCGAGGAGAGGAUAGUGGAGAGGGCUGAGAUGAAACUCAGGCUGGACUCUAUUGUCAUUCAGCAAGGAAGGUUGGUGGACCAGAACCUGAAUAAGCUAGGUAAAGACGAGAUGCUUUCCAUCAUCCGUCACGGCGCAACGCACGUGUUCGCGUCCAAGGAGAGCGAAAUCACAGACGAGGACAUCGACGCCAUCUUGGAGAGGGGAGAGAAGAAGACAUUGGAAAUGAAAGAGAAGUUGAGCAACAUGGGCGAAAGCUCGCUGAGGAACUUCACCAUGGAGUCAGAAACCAGCGUGUACAACUUUGAAGGUGAAGACUACAGAGAGAAGAAGAAGAUUGUCACAGAGUGGAUCGAGCCGCCCAAGAGAGAACGCAAAGCCAACUACGCGGUGGAUGCGUACUUCAGGGAGGCCCUGCGCGUCAGCGAGCCCAAAGUGCCCAAGGCUCCACGGCCCCCAAAGCAGCCCAAUGUCCAGGACUUCCAGUUCUUCCCUCCACGCCUGUUUGAGCUGCUGGAGAAGGAGAUCCUCUUCUACAGGAAAACCAUCGGCUACAAGGUCCCUCGAAACCCUGAUGUCCCUAAUUCAGCUCAGGCCCAGAAGGAGGAGCAGGCCAAGAUUGAUGAGGCAGAGGCUCUGACAGAGGAGGAGCUUGAGGAGAAGGAGAACCUUCUUUCCCAGGGCUUCACCAUUUGGAACAAGCGCGAUUUCAACCAGUUCAUCAAAGCUAACGAGAAGUGGGGGAGAGAUGACAUUGAGAACAUCGCCCGGGAGGUCGAGGGCAAAACUCCAGAGGAGGUCAUGGAAUAUUCCGCUGUGUUCUGGGAGAGGUGUAAUGAGCUGCAGGACAUUGAGAAAAUCAUGGCCCAGAUCGAGCGAGGCGAGGCCAGGAUCCAGAGGCGGAUCAGCAUCAAAAAGGCACUUGACACAAAGAUUGGCCGUUACAAGGCCCCCUUCCACCAGCUGAGGAUCUCGUACGGCACCAACAAGGGCAAGAACUACACCGAGGAGGAGGACCGCUUCCUGAUCUGCAUGCUGCACAAGCUGGGCUUCGACAAGGAGAGCGUCUACGACGAGCUGCGGCAGUGCAUCCGAAACUCCCCGCAGUUCCGCUUCGACUGGUUCCUCAAGUCCAGGACGGCCAUGGAGCUCCAGAGGCGCUGCAACACCCUGAUCACUCUGAUCGAGAGGGAGAACAUGGAGCUGGAGGAGAGGGAGAAGGCGGAGAAGAAGAAGAGGGGUCCUCGGACGUCCUCGGUCCAGAAGCGCAAGGCAGACGGGACGCCAGAUGGCCGCGGGCGGAGGAAAAAGCUGAAGCUGUGAGGUGGACCCCGGCGGACAGCCGCAGCCAGGACUUCAGUAAAAAAAAACGUAGUAUUGUGUCUUUAUUUUACGGGUUGUAAUGAUGUACUGUAUUCAACUCCAGAACCGAACUUUGCUUCUCAAUCGUGUGUGUGGUAUACUAGGAAGGGUAGAACUCCAGUGCAGGUCUGUCUCUUAGUGAUUUACAAAAUACUGCAGCUGUGCUGAACCUUUUUUAUUUAACCAUUAACACUUGAGGUAAUAAAAUACUUUUAU
Messenger RNA from Megalops cyprinoides (Indo-Pacific tarpon), 3561 nucleotides. It is a transcript of the gene smarca5, whose product is annotated as SWI/SNF related, matrix associated, actin dependent regulator of chromatin, subfamily a, member 5. Gene Ontology annotation, molecular function: ATP-dependent chromatin remodeler activity; histone binding; nucleosome binding. NCBI's taxonomy places the organism in Eukaryota, Metazoa, Chordata, Actinopteri, Elopiformes, Megalopidae. Bases 226 to 3306 code for a protein of 1026 amino acids. The record is from RefSeq and is a predicted model, not a curated record. The transcript is spliced from 24 exons. Gene Ontology annotation, cellular component: chromatin; nucleus. Gene Ontology annotation, biological process: nucleosome organization; regulation of transcription by RNA polymerase II.